Dimorphilus gyrociliatus is the source of this 564-nucleotide messenger RNA. The record is from the annotation of a GenBank genome assembly. Lineage: Eukaryota; Metazoa; Annelida; Polychaeta; Dinophilidae.
AUCAAUUCAACACCUAAAAUGAACGAGGAAACAUCGUACAUCCUUCGAAUCAGAGUUUACGCUCAACACUACAAGGAAUCUAUCGUUGCAACCUUAUCAAUCCUACUUAUAACUAUUAGCGUUUUUCUCGUGGCGGGUAUAGGAGUUGUCGCUGUAAAAUUGUCAUCUAUCCAACAGAAAUUUAUUGUUCAUCCCGAAUCGAUUUGGGCCGAAAGAUAUCUGCUAGAUAACGUUAAUUUGUCGGCUAAAAUCGAAUCAUCCUUCUCGAAUGGGAAUUACGAAUGUAAUACGGGAGAAUGCCUUAGAAUGACGGCAAAAAUAUCCGAAAAUAUGGAUAGAAGAGUAUCGCCCUGUGAGGAUUUUUACCAGUACGCUUGCGGUGGUUUUAUCAAUCGAAACCAGUAUCCUCAACAAGAGUUCUACUCGGUUAAGUAUACUAUAAAGGAAUCUUUAAAAUACGAUAUUUGGAUGAAGAUAAAGAAUGAACUGAUGAAACCAGUUAGAAAAUGUAAUUUUAAACUUAUGAAUAAAUAUGGUGUCCUGGAGGAAGAAAUACUAUUAUAA